Molecule: messenger RNA, 3423 nt
Organism: Ruditapes philippinarum (Manila clam)
Lineage: Eukaryota; Metazoa; Mollusca; Bivalvia; Venerida; Veneridae
Product: myosin-16-like
Exons: 11
Coding region: 70-3123 (1017 amino acids)
Source: RefSeq, a predicted model, not a curated record
GUGAAACAUGUCCAAAAUCUGAACAAGAAUCUUCAGUACCAGAACAGUCACCAGAAAUGUAUUCUAGACAUGAAAGAAGCUGACCUCCUCAAGGUCACCCAGGAGCUGCUGGAUAUAAAGGUCAAGGUCAAAGUUGAACCAGAUCAAGAACUAGAUAGAAAGGCUGAAUUGGAGAAUGAGGUCAAAAGACUGAAGGAGCUUGUUAAUAAACUUGAAGAGAACUUCAGCAGCCUUGAUAAAGACAAAAAUUCCUGGAAGGAGAAAUAUUGGGAUUCCUUGAAGAAGUUAGAUGACAGUCAUAGACUUAUCAACAUACAUCUACAUAAUGCUGCUAAAUAUAGAGAUGAAUGUGCCACUAUUGAAGAAGUACAGAAAGCUACACAAGACAAACUUAACAAGACUGAAGCUGCUCUCAAACAGUCAACAGAUGAGAUGGCCAAUAAUCAAGAAAGACAUAAGACAGGAGUUGAGGGUUUUGAAGCAAAGGUAACCAAACUGAAGGAGGAAAUAGCAGGACUUACUUCUGAUGUUAAUAAUAUAUCAGAACAAAAAGAAACAGCAGAAAAGUCUCUACAGGAAGCCAAUGAUAGUAUUGCUGAACUUGACAAACAGUUGACUCAUGCUAAGGAAAUAUUGAAUGUAGAAAAGUUACAAGUAGAAUCUCAAACUGAAUUACACAUGCUAAAUAUGCUAGACAGUGAAGUUCAAGUUGAGCCUGCCGUAGAAAAUAAGGAGGUCCAGAUUGGAGUGCAAGUAGACACAGGGGUUACACAGACAAUAGACCCUGCAUUGUGUAGUACUGAAGUUCAAACUGAUUUGGUAGAGAGAAAUGUGAAGGAAGUCCAAACAGAAUGCAGACAGGAGGAUACAAAAAAUGUACAAAAUGCUGUUACUCAAACAAAUGAAGGCAUGAUGGAAUAUGGAACACCUGAUGACAUUGGUGUCAGAGAGCAAAGAACUGGUGUGGAAAAAGAACAUAACGAUACAGCACUAAAGGAGCUUUGCCAAGAAUAUAAUAAUGCGGAAGAUGAUGCAAUGGAACGUAAUAAAGCUAUUCAAGAAACGAGAUCAAUUGAAAUUAUGGGCAUGAACAUAGGAAAAGAUGAUUGUGCUGUUGACAGAGACAAGUUUGAUAAUGAUACUAAUAUGGAUUUAAGUAAAAGUAAAUCGGAACACAAUAUUAUUCCUAAGGCAGUUUCACAAUCUAAGGAAACUGAAUAUAAGAAAACCCAGUUAAAGAUCGAUUCUGAAAUAGAAUCAUUAGAAAGUCCACAACUUGGAAGCUCUAGAUUAGAUAGAUAUGAUAAAAAUGGAACUUCAAGAACGAGACAGGAUGAGACAGCACAUAAUGAAGAAGACAGAAAACAAAAGAUUAGCAUAACUGGUAAUUUUAGGCACUAUGAAAGAGAAGAAAGUGUCCAAAAAGGAGAUUUUGGACAAACAGGACUCAGUAUACCAAAAAUAGACAUUGCAAAGAGUGUACUGAAUACUGAUGUUGUGGCUGUGGAUCCGGAUGAGUUUAGUAUUAAGCUUACACAAGAUGAGACGGCUACCAUCGAUCCAAAAUAUAAUGAAAAAGAGAACUCCAUAGAAAGGAAUAGAUCAUCAAGCAAUAUGAAUGAUUAUACCACAAAAGAGAUCCAUUUUUCCAAUGGGAUUGAAGCAGCUUCCAUGGACCAAUCUAUUGAUCUAAAUUGGGAAGUUUCUGAAAUGCCGCCAAAGUUUACAAAGUCCAAAGCCAAGAAGCAUAAACUUACUAAAGAGGUCGUGAGUGAUCAGUUUAGUAAUUUUGACAUCAGUAAAGAAAAGUUUAAACAGUAUUUAAACAGAGAUGAGGGACAGUCAAAGCUUCCGAAAUUAACAGAAAUUCCUAAGGGAAUACCAAAGAAACAACGGAAUUACUCUUCAAUGUUUAAGAUUGAAGAGGAGAUUGAAACAGUUGAUGAAAGUGGUACUGAAGUUGCUAGUCCCAAAGCAAAUGUAAAAGCUCAAGAAGGUCACUCAAGUUGUGCAUCAACGAGUGUGAAACAUACUUCACAAUACCAGAUAAGCACACUCUGCAAUUACAAGAAUAUGCCAGGAAUAAGUCAGUCUUUUACACAAAAAGAUCAAGAGUUGCACGAAGGUGAUAUGAACCAGCUUUCAGAUGUCCAGUCAAAUGUAUACGUUAACGAUCAAAGGGAACGUGGAACUCUGCCUCUCCAAUUAAAAGUCAAUUACUCAGAAGACGUUAUGCAGAAAGUUUAUUCUCCUGCUGUUUCAAACAAAAUGGCAUACCAACAAGGCAUCGAUAAUAUGGUAUCCGCUCCAGAAAUUUGUCCUUCAAAGCAAGUUACUGCUACUGCAGGAGUGUUGGAAAUGGAGUGUGAAACUGAUUCUCCAAACACUCUAACACAGUCAGAUACCUCAUCACAAGAAUUGAAGGAAGUAGAUGACCAGUCACAAGAAUACCCUUACGGUAAUAAUGACCAACGUUCACCAGGGUAUACUGCAUCUAGCACUGCAUUUAGGUCAAAGCCAAUUGAAGAAAUUCAUUCCUUUUGUGGUUCAAUUUCAAAUGUUGGAUGCCCAGCAAGUGAUCUUGCUAUUGAUGAAUCUGCAACAAUUGUAUCUACGUCUGUCACAUCAGUAUCAGCAAGUGGUGCUCAUAAACUGUUCAGGCCUUCCCUAAAUGCAAAAGAUAAAAUAAGUUAUCCUACAGAAGGAACCAUUGAUUUAAACACAUCAGGUCUACAAGCAUCUGCCCCAUCUGUAGCAAGGCAGUCAAUUGUUACAGGAACACAAGCAUCGAGCAAAUCAAAGUCGUCAUCACCAGGAACAGAGGGUUCUAUUGAUUUCUUACAGAAAUACAGGGAUAUAGUUGCAAAGAUCAAACCAGCAACAAAUGUGUCUUGCAUACAGAAUAAAGUAAGUCAAAAGAAAUCAGGACAACAAGUGGCAUCUUCUAACAGUAUCACAGUUCAAGACUUUGAACCGAAAGUAAGUCCAAGGGGGAGAACUCCUAGAAGCAUAUUGAAAGGGCCAAGUAAAAAUAGCCGAAAACCAAGAAAUGUUACAUGGAAUGAGUAUGUGUUGAAUAAAGAUUUUGUUAAAGAUGGGAACACCCCAGAUCAGAACAUUUGAAGCAGCAGGGUAACGUCUGUAUUGUUGAAUAAAAAUCGACGUUGGAGCAUACAGUAUUACAUGAAAAUGAAGGCUCAUGUGAACAAGAUGCUCAAAUUGAAAAUGAAUGUGUUCUGUCAGCAUUGGGUCUACUUGCACUGAAAUGUUUUAGGUUUUACUUGUUGACAAUUAACUAGACCUUUGUACUCAAGGCUGUGUUCGUGUAAUUAAUAAAAAUAAAAUAAUAUACAAUAUCAUUUAAAUAUGUUUAUAAAAAUGUUAGAAAGUUAUUGUUAUGUUGAAAUAAAUUAAGAUAUAGAG